AUGAUAAUGUUUAAAGCUACUUUAUCCACCCUUCUAGCCCUGGUCUUUGCUCUUGCAACUUCUGAUGAUGGCACCUGUAACGGGAACAUUGGUGGAUGCUGUACCGAUGUCGAGUGUUUCCAGGGUGAUAAAGCAUUCAAGGCACUGGCUCUAGGCACUCAACUGACGUCUGCAAACGGAAAGUAUGAGUUGAAGAUGCAGACAAACGGAAACUUGGUGCUUUACUGCAAUAAACCAUGGCUUGGUGUUUUAGUGCCGAAGAAAAUUUGGUCCUCAAAAACAUUCAAUUCAAAUGGUCUUUUCUUUUUAGCUUCUAGCAACCUCGUCAUAUACAACGUGACUACUGGUGAUUACUGGGUUAGCGGUACUGAGAACACCGAUGGUAACAGGUUGAAAGUUCAGGAUGGCGGCAACGUCGUUCUCUACAAUGCCAAUACUGAGAUAGUCUGGAGUACAGGGACUGCUGGAGAAUGUUAG
Molecule: messenger RNA, 477 nt
Organism: Bolinopsis microptera
Lineage: Eukaryota; Metazoa; Ctenophora; Tentaculata; Lobata; Bolinopsidae
Product: comitin-like
Exons: 1
Coding region: 1-477 (158 amino acids)
Source: RefSeq, a predicted model, not a curated record